Molecule: messenger RNA, 1053 nt
Organism: Pantherophis guttatus
Lineage: Eukaryota; Metazoa; Chordata; Lepidosauria; Squamata; Colubridae
Gene: CPLX2
Product: complexin 2
Biological process (GO): synaptic vesicle exocytosis; neurotransmitter transport; regulation of neurotransmitter secretion
Cellular component (GO): terminal bouton; SNARE complex
Molecular function (GO): syntaxin binding
Source: RefSeq, a predicted model, not a curated record
CCGACAAGGGAUGGCGCACGUCAUGCGCUGGCCGUCCGCUUGAAGCGCGAGCCUCUGCCGCUCGCCCAGCCGCUGCACCGGGGAGGCGAUGGGGCUGGAGGAGCCCAAGGUGCAGAUGAUGUGCUAGCCUCCCCGCCAGGCGCCAGAGGCGGCUAUUUUUAGAAAGCCCUGCAAUUUCUCUCUCUUUCCUCCCCCCCCUUUCCCUCCCCUCGCAAAGCCUAGAGUAGAACAGCGGCGCCGGGAGAGCCACAGUCUGAGCGCCCAACACCGCCGCGAGCCCCGCUGACCGAACUGCCCCCCCACGGCCGGCGGGCCAGCAAGCAGGGUGUGAGCUACGUUUGACAUGUGCUGCCUGACUGAGGAACUACUGCAUUAGUUGUCUGAAGGAGCACUGCCUUGGCAAUUCAAAAGAUAGCCCUUGACUCCAAGCUUUCUAUCAGCAGCACUGGAUGAGAAUUCAACAACUUCCUAGAGCGCACUAACGUGGCCAGCAGUAAUGGAUUUUGUGAUGAAACAAGCCUUAGGGGGGGCCACGAAGGACAUGGGUAAAAUGUUGGGAGGAGAAGAGGAAAAAGACCCUGAUGCCCAGAAGAAGGAAGAAGAACGACAAGAAGCCUUACGCCAGCAAGAGGAAGAGCGCAAGGCAAAGCAUGCCCGCAUGGAGGCUGAACGGGAAAAGGUUCGGCAGCAAAUCCGUGAUAAGUAUGGCCUGAAGAAGAAAGAGGAGAAAGAGGCAGAGGAGAAGGCAGCCCUGGAACAGCCCUGUGAGGGGAGCCUGACACGACCCAAGAAAGCCAUCCCAGCCGGCUGUGGAGAUGAUGAAGAUGAGGAUGAGGAGAGCAUUCUGGAUACGGUGCUCAAGUAUCUGCCAGGUCCAUUGCAGGACAUGUUCAAGAAGUAGCCGCCAUACCAGCCCAAGUUCCACCCAGAGUUUCCUGGUGUUGCCAAUUCAACACUCGAUUGAGGCUUUUGGGUGGUGAAGGGACUUUCUUUUGGGGUUUCACGGGGCAUUUUCCUUUCCAGUUUUUGUUUCAAGGGGAGACUUCACACAUG